Prunus persica (peach) is the source of this 2862-nucleotide messenger RNA. RefSeq names its product 3-ketoacyl-CoA synthase 11. Gene Ontology annotation, molecular function: acyltransferase activity, transferring groups other than amino-acyl groups. The record is from RefSeq and is a predicted model, not a curated record. Gene Ontology annotation, biological process: fatty acid biosynthetic process. Gene Ontology annotation, cellular component: membrane. Lineage: Eukaryota; Viridiplantae; Streptophyta; Magnoliopsida; Rosales; Rosaceae. Bases 977 to 2524 code for a protein of 515 amino acids. The transcript has 2 exons.
UUCUUUUCUUGGUAAUGAAAUGUAAUUAAAUUUGGUGGAGUGAACAUGUGACCGAAUUUUAUUCUUCUUUUUCUUGGCUAAACAGUCGGGUUUUGUGUUGGUCUUACCAUAUAACAUGGAAUUUGGUUAAAUAUUACAAAAUGGAUGGGAAUUUAAUGUUAAAUCCAUUUUAUCUUAAAAAACAAAAACAAAAAAAACAAAAAAACAAACAAAAACAACCAGACCAUCUUGUGAGAGCUGCAGUCCUAGUUCUUCUCAAAUGGUCAAGGUAGUUGGUUGUGAGUGGUAACCUACUCUCUGAACUUUUUUGUGUCCUUUUUUUUUACUUAUUAAAAUUCAGCAAUGGAGAAAAUUUUCGCAGUGCUGUAGAUAGUUGCAACUUACAAGUCAGCCCAACACGAAACACUCGUUGCAGCUGAAAAAAAAAAAACAUUUGAAAAUAAUGUAUUGGUUCUCUGCCUCCUUCCUCAGUCUCUGUUACAAGGUCACAAGACUCGCAACAGAACCUCGGUUUCUCGGGCAAAGAACAGAGCAUUUCUGAUCGGAUUUUCCAUUCAAGGGAUGUUUAGGUCCUUUGAGUUUGAGCUGCAUUUGCUGUUCUCUAUUGUUAAAGUCCUUCUCUUUGAUCUCUCUCACUUCACUGUGAUCCAUCAAACCCUCUUAGAUUCUUUUUCUUGUUAGGUUGAUUAUCCAAAGCAAAUCCCAUUUCUGAAACCCCAAAUAAACCCGAAUGUCAUAGGAAAUCCAGUCCAACCCAACUACCUAAAUCUAUUUUACUGUUUAUUGACCACCCAAAUUAUAGAUUCCUGAUCUCCUAUUCUAGAGGAAAUCGCUUCCUGUAGUCUAAAAUAUUGUUUAAAUUGCGGUUCAAGAGAAAGGGAUUCAUGCUUCUUUAACAUCACUGUUCCAUUGAGAUCACCCAAGUCUCCAAAUUUUGUCAAUUUAGAUCAACCCAUCUCCUCAAAUUUUCUGAAAAAUGUCAGCUUCCAAUUUAAGGACUCCUUUAAACCCUCCAUCAUCAGUAUCCCCAUCCUCAUUGAAGCUUCCUGAUUUCAAACAAUCUGUGAAGCUGAAGUAUGUGAAGCUUGGCUACCAUUACCUCAUCACCCAUGGGAUGUACCUGUUCCUAUCCCCUCUAUUUGUUCUCACUGUGGCACAGCUCUCUACAUUUUCACUCCAAGAUCUCCAUGACCUUUGGGACCAUCUCAGGUUCAAUCUCAUAUCUGUUGUCCUUUGCUCAACUCUUUUGGUCUUCUUAUUGACCCUUUAUUUCCUUACUCGUCCACGCCCCGUUUACCUUGUUGAUUUCUCAUGCUAUAAGCCGGAGGAUGCCCGAAAAUGCCCGAGACAAAUAUUCAUGGAUAGGUCUCAUUUUAUAGGAACAUUCACUGGGGAGAACCUCGAGUUUCAACGAAAAAUUCUUGAGAGAUCAGGUCUUGGGGAGUCAACCUACCUCCCUGAAGCUGUUAUACAGGUUCCUCCUAAUCCAUGUAUGGCAGAGGCCAGAAAAGAAGCUGAGAUGGUAAUGUUUGGUGCCCUUGAUCAGCUCUUUGAGAAAACUUCUAUAAAACCAAAAGACAUUGGUAUUCUGAUUGUAAAUUGUAGCUUGUUUAAUCCAACACCAUCUUUGUCAGCUAUGGUUAUCAAUCAUUAUAAGCUACGAGGGAAUAUUAUUAGUUAUAAUCUUGGUGGGAUGGGAUGUAGUGCUGGCUUGAUCUCGAUUGAUCUUGCUAAAGAUCUUCUUCGAGUCCACCCCAAUACCUAUGCUUUGGUCAUUAGCAUGGAAAACAUCACUUUGAAUUGGUAUUUUGGGAAUGAUAGAUCAAUGCUUGUUUCAAACUGCUUGUUUAGAAUGGGAGGAGCUGCAAUAUUGCUUUCAAACAAUGGGUCUGACAGACGUCGAUCCAAGUACCAACUGGUUCAUACUGUUCGAACCCACAAAGGUGCCGAUGACAAGUGCUUCUCAUGUGUAACCCAAAAAGAGGAUUUUGCAGGUAAAAUUGGAGUUUCUCUGUCGAAAGAUCUUAUGGCAGUUGCUGGAGAUGCUUUGAAGACCAACAUCACUACCUUGGGUCCUCUUGUGUUACCUAUGUCUGAACAGUUGCUCUUCUUUGCCACACUUGUUGGGAGAAAGCUUUUCAAGAUGAAGGUGAAGCCUUACAUCCCUGAUUUUAAAUUAGCUUUUGAACAUUUCUGCAUUCAUGCCGGAGGAAGAGCUGUGCUGGAUGAAUUGGAGAAGAACUUGCAGCUUUCGGAUCGCCACAUGGAGCCGUCAAGGAUGACACUUUACAGAUUUGGCAACACUUCAAGCAGCUCUCUUUGGUAUGAAUUGGCUUAUACAGAAGCCAAGGGGAGGAUGAAAAAGGGAGACAGAACUUGGCAGAUUGCGUUCGGGUCUGGCUUCAAGUGCAACAGUGCAGUUUGGAAGGCUUUGAGAACUGUGAAUCCAGCAAAAGAGAAGAAUCCAUGGAUGGAUGAGAUCCAUCAGUUCCCAGUGGAUGUUCCAAAGGUCUCAGCCCUCUAAUUCCAGUGGCAGUUUCCCAUUUCUUCUAGCAAUAUAAAAUAUAUUAGGGGUAGCUAGUUUUCUGUUUCACUGCUACACUCUUCAUGUUUGGCUUUAAUGGAGUUACUGUUUGGCUUUAGUUAUUAGGAGAGGAGAUAGAUGGUGUUAGUGUUUGGUUUACAGUGUAUCCGUGUGGUUUUGACUUGUGAUUAUAUACCUAAUUAAUCGGCUGUUUGUUUUAUUAUGGUAUUUUUCUUGUAGUUUUGAGUGUUUUAUGCUGUUUGGUGAUCCAUAAACUGGGAUUAAUAUCCAAUGAGAAGGAUUAUUCCUAAUCAUCAUAUAUUCUUCUUGGGUUGAUA